Thamnophis elegans (Western terrestrial garter snake) is the source of this 2931-nucleotide messenger RNA. It is a transcript of the gene ANO7, whose product is annotated as anoctamin 7. The record is from RefSeq and is a predicted model, not a curated record. Gene Ontology annotation, biological process: calcium activated phospholipid scrambling; chloride transmembrane transport. Lineage: Eukaryota; Metazoa; Chordata; Lepidosauria; Squamata; Natricidae. Gene Ontology annotation, molecular function: protein dimerization activity; chloride channel activity. Gene Ontology annotation, cellular component: plasma membrane.
AUGCAGCGAAGAAAGACCAGAGAAGAUGACAGCUUGUUUACAGAAGAACAUGAUCUCAAAGAAGCCAAUUACGGGAGCUUAAACAAGAAUCCUGAGUCAAAAAUCAAGGAGUACAUUUAUGAAACCCUGGCCUUUGGGCCUGAGAAGGUUGCAAAGUUGUCCACUUAUGAAAGCCUAGGUGGCGGCUCUGAGCACAACUCAAAGGAUGCUAACCAGUCCAAGCAGAAGAACGUGGAGGGUGACAGAUAUUGGAGGUUAUCCACGACCUCUCUUAAGGUCCCACAGUGGAAUAAGAGCUGCCUUAUAAACAGCACUGCGAACUUCUUCAGUGAUGAAAAGACCAGGAUAGAUUUUAUUCUUGUAUGGGAAUCAGAUGGUGAGAAUCCAGAGGGCCAGAAAGAAGAGAAUUAUAAUCCAAAAUCCAAACAAAAGAGAACAAUUGAAAUCAAUGAAUGGCGGGAGAAAUUUCUGCAUAACCUCCAAAUGAAGGGGAUCAGAACUGAAAAGCAUGCAGCCCAACAUACAAAGAAAGUGGUCCACUUUAUGUUGAAUGCUCCCUGGAGUGUGCUAUGUUAUUAUGCUGAGGACCUCAGGCUGAGAGUCCCCUUGCAGGCUAUGCCCAUUGAACCUGAAAUCAACUGGUCUCACAGGAUUCUAAUGAAAGUGGGCAUCCCUAAUUUACUCUAUGAUGACGUUCCUGACAUUCCCUUGGAUAACUACACCUGUCAUUUUAAAGCAAACAAGUUACCCUCGUUCCGUGGAAGUGAUAACCAUGAGACCUUCUUCAGUAGUAAACGGCAUAGAAUACUGUAUGAGAUCCUGUCCACUGUAUCAUAUGGUGAUCCAAAGGCAGGGCAGCAGAUUGGAAUAGAAAGGUUGCUGAAUGACGAAGUCUUCACUGCAUUUCCACUACAUGACGGCCCAUACAAGAUGUCAUCAGAGGAAGAGCCCUCUAAUCAGAGGCAGACUUUCCAUUAUUGGGCCCGGUGGAGUAAGUGGAAGAAAUAUCAGCCUUUGAGUCAUAUCCGCAGGUACUUUGGAGAGAAGAUUGCUCUCUACUUUGCCUGGCUUGGUUUCUACACAGCAUGGCUUCUUCCAGCAGCUAUAGUGGGGACACUGUUCAUAAUUGGCAUUUUUAUGAUGUUUCAUGACAUUCCAACACAGGAGAUCUGUUCCAGUGGUGACAAAUACAAGAUGUGCCCAAUUUGCAAAGUCUGCCCUUAUUGGAAUCUAUCUAGUGUCUGCCCCAUGUUUCAGGCUGGCCGUCUCUUUGACCAUGGUGGAACUUUCUUCAGCAUCUUCAUGUCUCUGUGGGCAGUCACAUUUCUUGAGUACUGGAAACGAAUGAAUGCUACCCUGAUAUACCGCUGGGACUGUUCAGAUUUUGAGGACAUUGAGGAACGUCCACGACCCCAGUUUGCUGCUUUGGCUCCCAUGACAAUUAUAAACCCAAUCACUGGAGAGGAGGAGCCCUAUUUCCCAAAGCGGACUCGAUUCAACAGAAUCAUCACUGGAUCAAUGGUCAUCAUCAUUAUGAUUGCUGUGGUAAUAAUGUUCCUGAUUUCCGUUAUCCUUUACCGGGCCAUCAUUGCUGUAAUUGUCUCCAGGAGUGGGCACUUUCUACUUGUAUCUUCGGCUUCUCGUAUUGCUAGCCUGACAGGCUCAGUAGUGAAUCUCUUUCAUCUCCUUCUCUCGAAAAUUUACACUGCACUGGCACUUUUUCUUACGAAGUGGGAAAUGCAUCGCACUCAGACUACAUUUGAAGAUGCCUUCACUUUUAUUUUUAUCUUUGAGUUCAUCAAUUUCUAUUCAUCUCCCAUCUACAUUGCCUUCUUUAAGGGCAGGUUUGUUGGUUAUCCAGGCCACUAUAACAAAUUACUGGGCAUACGCAAUGAAGAUUGUGCUCCAGGUGGCUGCCUCAUUGAACUUGCUCAAGAACUUCUUGUCAUCAUGGUGGGAAAGCAAGUAAUUAACAACAUUCAAGAAAUCGUUAUCCCCAAUAAGACAGGCCAAGACAACGUCAUGAAGCAAUUCUGGGAGAGUGAUUAUAAACUGCUGCCCUAUAGUGGGCUCUUCACUGAAUAUCUGGAAAUGGUUCUGCACUUUGGCUAUACUAUCUUUGUUGCUGCCUGCCCCCUGGCCCCUCUUUUUGCUUCUAACAAUUGGGUGGAAAUUCGUUUGGAUGCUCAGAAGUUUGUUUGUGAAUAUCGACGUCCAGUUGCAGAAAGGACCCAGGGCAUCGGCAUCUGGUUUCAUAUCCUGGAGGUCAUCACACACUUGGCAGUUAUUAGUAAUGCCUUCCUGAUUGCCUUCACUUCUGACUUUCUUCCUCGUCUCUAUUACCAGUACACUCGGGCUAGCAAUCUACAGGGCUACAUUGACUUCACCCUGGCCUAUGCCCCUAAAUCUUGACUUGAAGACAAUGCCACAUGCAGGUACCGAGCCUAUAGAGAACAAACUGGCAGGUAUUCAUUACCUUAUUGGAAUCUACUGGCAAUCCAACUUGGCUUCAUCAUUGUAUUUGAGCAUGUAGUUUUCUUCAUUGGUAUGAUUGAUAUGAUGGUACCUGACAUCCAGAAGCAGUGGCAUAAAGUAAAGCGAGAACAGUAUCUUGCUAAACAAGCCCUGGCUGAGAAUAAGGCUCUCAUUGAAGUGAUAGAUGUUGUCAAUCCGACCCAGCCUGGGGAGAAGGUAUCAAAUAAACCUCUGAAGGUCUGGAAGGAUGUGGCCGAGACCAGAUUAUCAAGCUUCUACACAAGAAUAACCUUCAUGGAGGAAGCAGUGUAAGCUGGCAUAGUAUGGACAUGGAGCUGUUAAUUAUGUAACAUAUUGCAGGUAUAGAAUGUGCCUCAAUGUUUAAAGCCUCAGGAAUUUCAUCCAUAUUUACCAAAGCAAUGAUUUCAUGUUUCUUGGAGAAAAACAGCACCGAGA